Messenger RNA from Strongylocentrotus purpuratus (purple sea urchin), 5667 nucleotides. RefSeq names its product serine/threonine-protein kinase TBK1. Gene Ontology annotation, biological process: peptidyl-serine phosphorylation. The record is from RefSeq and is a predicted model, not a curated record. Lineage: Eukaryota; Metazoa; Echinodermata; Echinoidea; Camarodonta; Strongylocentrotidae. Gene Ontology annotation, molecular function: ATP binding; protein serine/threonine kinase activity. The transcript has 17 exons. Gene Ontology annotation, cellular component: cytoplasm. The coding region runs from base 595 to 2955 and encodes 786 amino acids.
CAGUCACACGUAGACAUUUUUCGACCAGUGCCUCACCGACUUGAAUGAGCUGCGCGAAUAACAGCAAUAACUCCAUGCCCACGGUGACGUCGACCGUAUCGACGGUUCAAUCUCUCAUAUUGUGGCUGGAGAAAUCUUUGUAGAUGUGCAUUCAGAGACUGUAUAGGAGGAAGAGCACAUGUAAAGAUAUGGCAGAAUGCACCUUUGAGACAUACAUGUAGCAUCUGUUGUAUUUGAUGGACCUUUAUAUGAAAACUAGGUAGACUUGUGGCUGUUCAGAAAUCUUUGCCCACUGUCCCAUCUCCUGUAAAUAUAGUUGUAGGUGCCCUUGAAACAGAUCUGCCUGUUCUAGUGAUCUUUAUAGGUUAAUUUCACAGUACCCUGUUUUAUUCCUCUAGUAUGACAGUCCUCCAGUGUUACAGUCCUGGCCUUUGAUUCCUGAGCAGCCACAGAACUUAUUUUCCCAAAUCUCUCCUUAUUUUGUAAGCCAGGACUGUCAGGACUGUCUACCCCCUUCCAAAUUAAGAUAUAUAUAAAGAUUUAUAGAAUCUGCCCCUCACAAUUCGAUCUUAAGUUAAUCCUCAAUUAAUCACCAUGGCUGCUACACAAGGGAUCAGAAGCACCAAGACAUACAUCUGGUACCUUAAAGAUGUUCUAGGAACUGGGGCCACUAGCUCAGUUUACCUGGGCCGUCACAAGAAAAAUGGGGAUGUCGUUGCUGUGAAGAUGUUCAACCAUUUGAGUUACAUGCGUCCUCGUGAUGUUCAACAGAGAGAGUUUGAAGUCCUUCUUAAAUUAAACCACAAAAAUAUCAUCCAUCUGGACCAGAUUGAAGAAGAUCAAAUCUCGAAGCAGCCUGUCAUCGUAAUGGAACUAUGUACAGGUGGAAGUCUUUAUACCUAUCUUGACACACCUGAAAACCUGUAUGGCUUGAAAGAGAAGGAAUUCCUUCAAGUUCUUAAUGAUGUCUCUGCAGGCAUGAAGCAUCUACGGGAUAAAGGCAUCGUCCAUCGCGACAUCAAACCUGGUAACAUCAUGAUGGUCAAGGGCGAGGAUGGAGUCAUUGUCUAUAAGCUGGCUGACUUCGGAGCAGCAAGGGAACUAGAAGAUGAUGAAGCCUUCAAGUCUCUCUACGGAACAGAGGAAUAUCUGCAUCCAGACCUGUAUGAGAGAGCUGUACUGGGCAAAAGAAACAGGACAGAGUUCACAGCGCAGACUGACCUUUGGUCACUUGGAGUGACCUUUUUUCAUACUGCCACAGGGUCACUUCCUUUCCGCGCCCAUGGAGGACGAAACAACAGAGAUGUCAUGCAUAGGAUCACGACCACCAAGAAAUCCAGUAUGAUUUCUGGUGUCCAGGAAGUCCCUAACGGACCUAUCAUCUGGAGCGAGGACCUACCAAAGACCUGUCACUUCUCACCAGACAUGCGUCAUCAGGUCAAGACUCUCCUCUCACACACCAUGGAGUGCAACAUACAGAAGAUGUGGACCUUCGACAUCUUCUUUGACUUUGUCCAGAGGCUGACCAGCAUGCGUCCUGUGGAUGUCUUUGUCGCCCCUACCUGUGAAUGUCAUAUCGUCUACGUUGAGCCGCAGCGUAAGGUAGCCGACUUUCAGGAUAAGAUGGCCCAUCUGACAGGAAUCCAACCUGAAACUCAGUCUUUGUUGUGGGACAAGGAAGUCUUUGAUCUUAAAAAGUGCCUCAAGUGUGAGGAUCUCCCGCAGACGUCACCUGACAAUCCCUUGAUCCUGGUCAGAAUGGGAGCUGAAGUUUUUCCGAGUGUCAAGGUUCCAUCGCUACCGACACAACCGAAAACAGCAACUCAUUUCUCUGUGCAACAGGACAGCACCUUAGCCAAGAAUUGUUCAGCAGUAAUGUGCUAUUACGUGAAUGUGGUGGGUUCGCUGGCAAGGAUAGAAACUCUCAUUACUCAAACUGUCAAAGCAGUCGUUGUGGUGUUACGUAUGGACUACAUGAAGCUCCGUAGCGAGCAUUCUGCUGUGAAGUCUUUCUGUCUUCAGGCAGACUGUAGAUGGAGAGCCCUUGAGAGGUCGCUAACUCUGCUCGUAUUAACGGGCGUAGAUGGGGCUAGUCUUGAUGAGAUCAAACUCCGUAUCAUCAAGUGCAAGGAAAGAUUGUAUGAGUUGAACAAGGUUUGUGAUCAUGUGGAGUCAUCUCUGGAUGCAGUAGAAAAAACAGCCAUCAAAGACGAUUAUCUGUCAUCUCAAUGGGAAGGAAUUAGACAACAGCUUGUUCUACCAGUUGAAAAGAUUGGGCGAUUGAAGGUUCUGUGCGAGGAAGGACUGUCGACGUACAAACAUUUCAAGAGAGACAAGCAGACCAAACAACUUUCCUACAACGAAGAACAAAUCCAUAGAAUGGACAAGGAAAAAUUGGCUAAAAAAAUGGUGAAUGCCAAAAAGAUCUUUGACGAGUUGUUUGAAAUCCUCAAGAGUCUUCAUCACAACUUUGGUACCUGGCACGGAACCGGCAGCGAAACACGUAAGUUCCAGGACCAGUUGACCAGUGCAAUGUACAGACUGCCGGAUCUUCCACAUAAUUAUAAGAAGGUCUUAAAUGAACUCAGCAAGAUUGAGGACAAGGUGAAUGAAUUGGUGAGAAGUAAGAGCGGUACAGCACCUGUCAGUCAACCGCCAACUGCUCCUAAGGAAACGACAGAGGUCACAACAAGCAUCACACCUAGCUUUCCACAGACUUCUGGCUUUUCAAGGGUGAGGUAUGGAGGAGCUGACUACAGGACAGAUAGUUUGAUGUCAUCUGUACAGCAGCUUAUCCAAGACCUGCCUCUGGACAGUCUGGGAAUGGUCCCGGUGCCAAGGGCUGUUAAAGAAUCGUUGCAGCAGUAUGAAGACAGUCUGAACACCUUCAAAGUACAGCUAGAGUGUGGAAAUGGCUCCCUCUCCAGGAACUUUGCGGACAACCGUCUUACCUAAAGUACCGUAAGAGUGUGAGGGUCUUUCAAAUUGAAAAGAAUAGUUGCUUCCAAUCUGGAUGAGCAUUAGGCAAAGGGCAAAAUAUGAUGCUGUCAGAAUUGAAGUUGGUAGUCUUUGAUUGUUGCAUCUAUGGUAGGCAGAAUUGUGGUGAUGUAUAGAUCAGAGAGAAUACCUUAGUGGAACAGUUUUGUUUGUGUAUGAGUUCAUUUGAGUACGAGUUGCUGGUGAAAUGGGAAUACGUUAUUCCCAAUCGGUGGGACCUGGGAAUAGAAUUUAAGGACAUAGUCUGCAGCUCUCUUAGACAUUUGAGGACUGAAAAUUAAGGAGUCACUGAAAUAAGGGUAUGAAGGCUUUUCUCUGGAAAAUGAAGAAAAUGGUUGCAUUCAGUCUAUUAUACUGCCUGCGUAUAUGCAUGAAAAGAACAAAUGAAAAGAGUUUGUGAGGACAGAUGUUAAAGGUCAUAGGCCGAGGCAUAUUUAGAGAUCCAUUUGCAUUUAUCUUUUUGUAACAAUUACACUUUAUCCGUAUAUUUGUAUCAUAUUACCGAUAACAUAUGAACAGUUACUUAUUCUAUAUAAAUACAUUUUGUUUUAUUACAGCAAGAAGGUUGUUAAAUCUAUGUAAAACUACACAUAUUUUCAUUUCAUUUCAUUUAUUAAUUUCCACAUUCAAAGAUAAAAACGAGAAAAUGCAACUUAAUAUAUAAUAAUACAUGAUAUACAAAUUACAGAGAAACAACAAUAUAUACGGAAAACAUUCAACGAUUAAACAAAAGAACAUUUGAAAAGGAGAAGGUAAAAACUACAUGUGCACUUUGAUAUUUGAAUAUGGGGGAGGGGGGGGGGGUUCACCAAAAGCCCCAAAAGGCUUAUCUGGGGCAAUCCCAGUGUAAAGUAAUAUUAGGAAAAUCAUGGAGGAGAGAGAGAAAAAGAUACAAAACAAUAAAAAGAAAGUUCACAUGCAUGACCUGAGGUUUUAAGUGUUUUUGCACAGCAAAUAGGAUUUAUAUUUCUUUUUGAAAUUUAACAAUGUUGGACACAACUUCAAAUCGUUUGGGACAGCAUUCCGCCCUUUCGUUCCAAUAAAAUGUUAUAGUGUUUCUUGACAAUUUUUUUUUAAACAGUGGCAAGCGAUAUUCCCCUGCAUUCAUAAAUUAUACUAAUGAAAUGUACAAUUCAAAUUAAAAAUAUGAUUAAAUUUGGGCAGAAGUGUAUCUCUAAAUAUGAAUACAUAAAUAUAGCAACUUGCAACCGAUUCAUUUGAUAAAUAUUUAAAAUUUUCAUUUGACUAAAAAGAGGAGUGCUAUGGCACAUUAUUUUUAAUGCCUGUUUUUGAAGUAUAAACAAUCUAUAGCUUGUUGUUAUUGCACAAUUUCCCCAUACUAUGUUGUAAUAUGAAAAAUAUGAAAUAAGAAUAUUAUACAAUAUUAAAGAUACCUUCAGUGGAAAAAUGUUUUUACAUGAUAUAUAAUUUACAUGCUCCUUCCAUGAUAAUUUUGGAUCAAUUGUCGCACCAAGAAACUUUGUCUGGUCAACCUUUUGUAUUUCGUUAUCACCAAUUAAUAACAGCAGCAAAGAAUCAUCCAGAAACAAGCUUUUAGGUUUGAAAAUCAUGUAACAGGUUUUUUCCAUAUUAGUUUUCAAACAGCUAAAGCUAAACCACAUUUCAGCAUUUUUUAGUUCAGUUAAUUACAUUAUUCAGUUCUAAUACAUUAUUACUUCAAAAAAACAAAUUUGUAUUAUCUGCAAUCAUAAGGGAAAGAAAACGGUCACUGACAUACUGAAAAUUAUUGAUAAAUAACAAAAACAAAAAUGGUCCAAGGACUGAUCCUUGUGGAACACCAUAGGGUAUGUAUUGUUCAUUUAAUGUACACUUUUCAACACAUUUAAAUUGGUUGUGAUUAAAAAGGUAACUUUGGAACCAUUGAAAACAUUUCCUCUUAUUCCAUAGUGUUCUAAUUGAUGUAACAAAAUUCUAUGGUUUAUACAAUCAAAGGCUUUUAAAAGAUCUAUACAAAUUCUGAUUAUACAUUUCUUUUGUUCUAAUACAUUGGCAAGAUUGUGGGUAAAUUCUAAAAGUGUUGUACUUGUUGAAUGACUUUGUUGAAAAACCAAAAUGUCUCUCAUACAUAAUAUUACUUAUCUCAUUGCAAUUCAUAAGUUUAUGGUACAUAAUUUGUUUUCAAACGUCUUUGUGAAUACAGAUAAUCAGGAAAUCAGUCUAUAAUUUAAUACAUUGUAUUUAGCCCCCUUCUCAAACACUAGAACUACUUUUGCCAAUUUCAGUUUGUCAGAAAAUAUUCCAGGUUCUAAUGAAAAUUUAACAAUAUUACACAGUGGUUGUAAAUUGAGUUGAAGCAGGUAGUCUUUUUGUACACCUAAACACUUAUGUCAUCAAAUCCCGGACUCCCAUUUUUUUUCAAACCACUAAAACAAAUUCUGAAAUGUCAGCAAUCGUAAUAGGUGAUAAAAAUACAGAGUGGAUUAUUCUUGUUUUUCAAAAAACACUUAAAAUCUUUAUGUUUUACUUUUAUGAUGUGAAUUGUGAACUGUGAAUCAUUUUAUUGUAUAUGUACAUCAAUGUGUGUACCGGUAGUCAUUUCUUGUUAGUGUGUGUGUGUGCGUGCGUGUGUUUGUGCCGAUAUAUUUGUUUAUACCCCAAGUUAUUUACAGCAUACACUGUUCUACCAAUUUUUGUUUGAAAAUUAGUUAA